UCUACAAUUCUAUCCAUGCCAUUCUCAUUUUCAUUAUCAGACACUAUUCCGUUUCAACGACCAGUUGACAUCCUUCCAGUCUAUGUGAGCCUGCAGUAUAUAACUGCACUAGGGAUGGUCUCGGAUAAACACUUCACCCGUUACUCCGGCAUUUGCACUGGAUCCGUAUGGCUUCUCCUUGGUGGGUUGACUUUUCCGAACAGUCAGAAAUAGCACCCAGCAAACCGCAAACCCCAAUAGAGCCUCAAUGAGAGAUAGCUUUUGCCUAACGAAGCUAAAAAUAUUAACAAGCCACAAACGAGGGGAUACUAUUCGUCUUUGGUAAAAAAAGAACCCCAGCGUACCGUGCUUGGAGGAAUCUAUUAAACGCUCAAUCCAGCAGGGAACUAAAGGAAUCUCGGAUGAGCACCGAGAGCAUACUCAAAGGGCAUAGUGUCCCAGAUAUACUCCCCGAGAAUCUCCCGGUUCUCCAAUAACCGAUUGAUAGCUUCCAGGCAGCUCUUGGCAUCACAACUUGAAAUUGCCGUCGCUCGCCUUUCUGUACAACCUAGUGACUGCUGUCAACUUCGCACAAUAUCUUUCUGGAGGCAGCAUGUUAAUCGAGCAGCCGCAUGCAUGGGAUAAUCCUCUCAGAGGGAAGCAGCACAAUGAAAUCGAAGACAUAAACUUUCGCGAUUCCAAUUACGGCCGAACUCCCUUGUUUUGGGCCGCCGAAGAUAAUCAGACCGAGACGAUCAAGUUUCUCCUCGAAUCGAAAGCUGAUGUCAAUGCCCGCGAUCGUCAUGGUCGAACUCCGUUGUUCUGGGCCGCCAAGAACAAUCAUUUUCUUGCGGUCAAACUUCUUCUUGAAUGGAAUGCGGACGUCAAUGCCCGGGAUCAUCACGGCCAGACGCCGUUGUUUUGGGCCGUUGACGAUGAUCAGAUAAAUGCGAUCCAGAUUCUUCUCAAAUGGAAUGCAGCUAUCGAUGCCCGUGAUCACCAGGGCCAAACCCCGUUAUUCUGGGCUGCUCAACGCGGCAAGGUUGGUGCGAUCAAGCUUCUCGGUAAGCGAGGUGCUGAUCUCGAUGCUCGCGACGAUGAGGGUCAAACUGCCUUGAUCUUGGCGACUCAGGGUUUUUGUCGUGAGGCUGUCAGCUCUUUACUGUCGGCAGGUGCCAAUCCUGAUAUCGAAGACAAAUGCGACGGUCGGACUCCGUUGUCUUGGGCAGCGGAGACAGGCUAUGAGGAGAUGGUAAAGAUACUAGUGGAUGGAAACGCUACAGUCGAUGCAGCAGAUGAAUCACAUCGAACCCCACUGAUGUGGGCCGCGAUGAAGGGUCAUGCUAAAGUCGUCAUGAUCCUACUUCAAAAUAACGCAAAUGCUAGCUUGGAAGACAUCGAUAAUCGGACAUCGUUUUCAUGGGCUAUGGAGCAUGGACAUAAGCAUGUUAUUCAAGUGUUGGAGAGACAUUUUUCUCAAGCGAGACAAACUAACAUACCUGUGCCUCCCACAUCAAGUGUCUCUAGCCUUGACGCAUUGCGAGAGUUAUCUCUGACCGAAACACCCUCCGGGGAUCCCAUUCGCCUCGGUAAUCAGUUGAUAUCAGCAAUUGAUGACGGAAAUGAGAAUGAAGCUCAACGUCUUGUCCGAGAAGGGGCUAGCUUGAAUUCACAAGACGAGAACGGAAUGACACCGCUUUCCAAUGCUGCAAGGCUUGGACAACUGAACAUAGUUAUUCUCCUACUGUCAAUGGGUGCGGAUGUAGAACCAGUGGACGCUUUCUCUCGGACUCCCCUUUCAUGGGCUGCAGAAGAGGGCCAUUCCGACGUGGUUAAGGUACUCAUCGAGAGCGGCGCCGAUGUUGAUCUCGGUGAUGAGGAGGACAUGACACCCCUUUCAUUUGCAGCGUCUGCGGGACAUGACACCGUCAUCGCUAUGCUGCUAGACGCCGGGGCAGAUCCUGAUAACCAAGACCAAAAUGGCGAUACCGCAAUAUCACUCGCAGCGGACGCAGAGGAAUUCUCGACCGUGACUUUAUUAUUAGAGAGGGGUGGUAUGCCGGAUGGACAUGGCGAUUCGUCGCCGUUACAGUGCGCCACAGAUGCCGGCAAUACAGCGCUGGUCAAGUUAUUGCUUGCGAAAGGUGCAGAUCCGUAUUCUGAUGCCUAUAGCAUUAGUGAAUAUCCCCCUUUGGCCGUUGCAGCAGAAAGGGGGAACGAGGUGAUUAUGAAGCUGUUGUUAGAAUGCAACAUCGGAUCGGAUGAAACCAAAAAGGAGCAUGUUCGAAGAGCUUUGACGGAAGCUUCUUCGCAAGGCCAUGCUGGGAUUGUGCGAAUUUUGCUCGAUCAAAACCCUUUUGAUGGUAUUGAAAACGUCAACUUGGAAUCAGAUGCGCUCUAUUGCGCCGAAUCUGAGGGUUUCGACGAGGUUGCCCGUCUCUUACGGCCUUAUUUUUCAAAUUGAGUAAUUCGUCAUUGGGUCAUGCGAGUAAGCAAAAUCGCUUGAUGCUCUGGCACCUAGGUAUCAAUACUUGCCACAAUCCUCAUACUAUAUGGUCAGGCUCCACUUGAUAAUAAUGUCAGGCCCAUACCCUCUUGGUGUGGAAUGCCUAAGGCAAUACGCCAAGCCAUUCGUGUUUGCUCGAGCGCUGUCCUCUACACCCAAUUUCAUCCUCUGCAACCAUCUUUUUUAUCAACCCUAAUAAUUACUCUCGUGUAUUUCAUCAUCAUUU
This is a messenger RNA of Aspergillus melleus, 2711 nucleotides long. RefSeq names its product ankyrin repeat domain-containing protein. Gene Ontology annotation, molecular function: protein binding. The transcript has a single exon. Bases 593 to 2443 code for a protein of 616 amino acids. NCBI's taxonomy places the organism in Eukaryota, Fungi, Ascomycota, Eurotiomycetes, Eurotiales, Aspergillaceae. The record is from RefSeq and is a predicted model, not a curated record.